UUGUCACCCUAUUAUGGGCGAGUACUCGGAUAUUGUGCAUUUGUACAUCAAUAACAUUUCGAUUAAUAAACAAAUCAGCUGAGUGCUUGGUGAAGUUGCAAAAAACGCCCACACAUCUCUUUUAUUUAUUUGCGAAAGGAAUUAAAAUUUGUAUAUUGACAAGAUAGUAAUUGAAUUUUCUAGAAUUCUGUACAGGAUAGUACAUAAGAAUUGAGCAAUAUGUCGAAUCCAUUCGGUGAACCAGAUGAUUACGAAUCCGAUGAAAUAUUGGAAGGAUUCCUUUGCCCAAUUUGUCGGGAAGACCUAAAGUCUGCUGAAUUCUUAACUGUGCAUUUCGAAAGGGCACAUGCAGAGCAACAAGACGCACUUAAAUCUGUUUUCAAGGAUAUAAUUUGGAAAGCUAAAAAUAAAAUACGGAAUAUUGACGAAGCUUUUGACCUCUCUCGAAAUUUAGAAAGAAAUGCAACGAUUAGCGGCGCUACCGGCGGCGGUGGUUCAGGGAGCAAUGCAGCAGGUGCAACCUCCGCUGCUAAUAACAAAAUAAAUUUCAGCAAUGCAAGGACGCGCACUAAUGUUUACAAUUUUAUGGAUCACCAGGAGGUUGGGGCAGAAUGCAAUCAUUUGGAGUAUUAUCAAUCGGUAAGGAACCCUCGACUGGAACGUUAUGCUAGUGAAACAAACAAAUUGAUUAUACGUUUGCAUAAAUUAUUAACAAAUUUGCCAACUGAUCCGGUCCUGCGCAAGCAACAUGAACGCAAUAUUGUCACUUGGUUAGAUGGUAGUUCUGUAAAGUUAUGCCCCAGUUGUGCUAAAAAUUUCCAUAUCGCUCGGCGACAACAUCACUGUCGCCUCUGCGGAAGUAUUAUGUGCAAUGACUGUUCAAAGUUCCUAUCAAUAGAAAAUGCGCUGCAACUCGCUAGUUUGGCUAUGUCACAAAGUGAUGCCGCAAAACAGCUGCAAAAUUCCGUUAACGCAAAUUCCUCAAAUCCUCAGCAAACUGCUAUACGCUGUUGCGAUCAUUGUCUCUGGCUUUUAGAAACCCGGCAAGAAAUGCAUGAAAGUCGAACAUACCAUCCACUUGUUUCUCAAGUUUAUACUGAUAUACAACAGUUGCGGAAAGACGUGCUGCCGGACAUCGAAAUGUAUUUGAAAAUUGUUAGCAGCCUUUACGAAGGGGAGUCCAUAUUCACUAUAGCAGAUGCAAGUGCAUUGCGAGGCAAAAUUGGUCAAGUGGCUGAAGCUAUUGAUUUGCGUAGUAAACGCAUAUUGGCUUUACCUUGUCAGCAGGGUAGUCGUGAAGAAGCUUUAAAAAAGUCAAUACGUUUAUCUUGCAUUCAACUAAUCAAAGAUAAAAUGCUUUCGAUACCACCGUUGCCUGCAGAGGAAGAAAUACGCAAAAUACAAGAUCGUAAGCGUAUGGAAGCUGAACAACGUAUCGAAACUGAACGUCGUCUAGCAAUGGAAGCAUAUGAACGACAGGCUUUAGCAAACAACACCAAUGACUUCCAAAACAAAGCUAACAAUGACGGCGAUUACGCAUAUGGGUCCGAUUUGCGUUCGCUGGAUAACUGGUCGGCACAGCCAGUAAAUAUAUCGCAAAGCGAAGAUCCGCUCAUUGAACAAAUAAAUAUUAUAAAAGCAUAUAUAAAGCAAGCGCGUCAAGAAAUGAAUUUUGAUGUAGUGGAAACCCUAGAACUUAACUUACGCGAAUUGCAGCGUGAAUUCUACGAAAGGCAAAGGUCAUCAAAAGAAGUUAACGCGGAGAGGGAAAGGAACAAUCAUCUGACUUAAUUGGAAAUAACUAAUGAUGAUUUACUUUACAUUUAGUUUUUUUUUUUUGUAAUAUAAGGAAUAAGGCACGACGGCAUGGGCCGAAAUUUCAAUAGGCAUUUAAUGCCACGUAAUGUCGGAUAUAAAUAUUUUGUAUUUUUUAGCAAUGUACCGAUGUCGCAUUCUUAAGUAUUAUUUGCAUUAAAGCAUGAUAUAAUGCUCAGAUUCAUUUGCAGUAAUUCUCAGUUCGGAGAUGUAUUUAUGUAUUUACAUAGUACAUAUAAAGUAUGAACUAGGGCUGGGUCUGUCCGCACAUCCGUUUGAAUAUUCGUAUAUAUGGAGAAAAUCCGGAUAUCCGGUAAAUAUCCGUUCAUUU
Messenger RNA from Rhagoletis pomonella (apple maggot), 2146 nucleotides. Its product is annotated as rabenosyn-5-like. The transcript is spliced from 4 exons. Gene Ontology annotation, molecular function: metal ion binding. The record is from RefSeq and is a predicted model, not a curated record. The coding region runs from base 220 to 1791 and encodes 523 amino acids. Lineage: Eukaryota; Metazoa; Arthropoda; Insecta; Diptera; Tephritidae.